This is a messenger RNA of Anopheles moucheti, 374 nucleotides long. Its product is annotated as MIEF1 upstream open reading frame protein. Bases 62 to 274 code for a protein of 70 amino acids. The transcript is spliced from 2 exons. The record is from RefSeq and is a predicted model, not a curated record. NCBI's taxonomy places the organism in Eukaryota, Metazoa, Arthropoda, Insecta, Diptera, Culicidae.
ACUACGUCGCGGGGCUGGCUUGGUGUUACAUACGGCGAAGAGAAGGCGCGUGGUACAAAAAAUGAAUAUACCGGCCACCUCUAAACGGUUGGUGCUUUCAUUGUAUCGUGAUUUGCUGCGCUACGGUGCCCAGCUGCAAUACACCGAUCAGGAAUACUUUCUCGGUCGAAUAAGGCGCGAAUUUCGCCAGUCGGCGUCACUGACCGACCCGAAAGAGAUAGAAUUUUGUUACAGGCGAGGUCGUGCGCUUCUAGAUCGUGGACGCGUUCUGUAAAACCGCUGGUUGUAACGUUGUAACAUGCACAGUUUGCUUCCACUGUUUGGUCGCGUAUCUGUUGUACAAUCGAAACUGCUUCCAUCUUCGUUAUCGUUGC